Molecule: messenger RNA, 2217 nt
Organism: Vicia villosa (hairy vetch)
Lineage: Eukaryota; Viridiplantae; Streptophyta; Magnoliopsida; Fabales; Fabaceae
Exons: 3
Coding region: 1-2217 (738 amino acids)
Source: RefSeq, a predicted model, not a curated record
AUGGAUGAUCGUCUGGAAGACAUGAUGUGUGAUAUUGGACAAGAUUCGUUUAAGAGGGCACAUGCGUAUGAUAGCUUAUGCAAUGACAAGGAUACACCUUUGUACCCGGGAUGCACAAAUUUUACACGUUUGUCAGCCGUGUUAAAAUUGUUUAAUCUGAAGGCAAUUAACGGGUGGACUGACAAAAGUUUUACCGAAUUACUUGAACUGUUGACACAAAUGCUUCCAAAAGGUAACGUACUGCCAAGUCGUUAUUACGAGGCUAAGAAAAUACUGUGUCCGAUGGGUUUGGAGUAUGAAAAGAUACAUGCAUGUCCUAAUGAUUGCAUAUUAUACAGAAAAGAGUACGUAAACUAUAACCAUUGUCCAAAGUGCAAGGCGUCACGCUACAAAAAGAGACAUGGUGAAUCUAGUGAUGAUGAGGAGGUCAAAAAGGGUCCUCCUGCGAAAGUGGUAUGGUACCUACCAAUAAUUUCAAGGUUUAAGAGAUUAUUCACUAAUGCAAACGACGCAAAGAAUCUUAGAUGGCAUGCAGAAGAAAGAAAAUGUGAUGGACAAAUCCGCCAUGUAGCUGAUUCUUUGCAAUGGAAGAAAAUUGAUUAUUUGUUUCCAAAUUUUGGCAAAGAGUCGAGAAACCUUAGACUUGGACUUGCUACUGAUGGAAUGAAUCCGUUUGGUAAUCUAAAUACUAACCAUUCUUCUUGGCCUGUUCUUCUGAUGAUUUACAACCUAUCUCCUAGGUUGUCCAUGAAGCAUAAAUAUAUUAUGUUAUCCAUGAUGAUUUCGGGCCCAAAACAACCAGGAAAUGACAUAGAUGUUUAUCUAAGUCCACUGAUCGAUGAUUUAAAAGUGUUGUGGGAGGAAGGGGUGGAUGUUUUCGAUGCGCAUUCUGGUGAACAGUUCAAUAUGCAUGCCAUGUUGUUUUGCACCAUCAACGAUUUUCCGGCAUAUGGCAAUUUGUCUGGGUAUAAAGUUAAAGGGCAUAAAGCGUGUCCUAUAUGUGAAAAAGACACAUGUUACCAUCAGCUUGAAAAAGGAAAGAAGACUGUUUAUCUCGGGCAUCGAAAAUUUCUAAAUCGUUAUCAUCCAUAUCGUAGAUUGCGGAAAGCUUUCAAUGGGGAACAAGAGCAUUGUAUUGAUGUGAUGCACGUGGAGAAAAAUGUAUGUGAUAGUGUAAUCGGAACACUUCUCAACAUUCAAGGCAAGACAAAGGAUGGUAUUAAUACUCGUCUAGAUUUGGGCGUGAUGGGUAUACGAGAAGAGCUAACUCCACAAUAUAUAGGUAACAAGACGUAUCUGCCUCCUGCCUGCUACACUUUGUCGAAAAAAGAGAAAACAAGUUUUUGUGAGUGUUUAGAAAGUAUCAAAGUGCCGCAUGGUUACUCAUCAAAUGUCAAGAGGCUUGUAUCAGUUAAAGAUCUCAAAUUACUUGGCUUAAAAUCUCAUGACUGUCAUGUCUUAAUGCAACAACUACUACCAGUGGCUAUUCGUGGGAUAUUGCCUAACAAUGUUAGGAAGACUAUAACUAGGUUGUGCCUGUUUUUCAAUGCAAUUUGUUGCAAAGCCAUUGAUCCAUUAAAGUUAGAAGAUUUGGAAAAUGAGGUUGCAGUUAUCUUGUGCCAAUUAGAGAUGUUUUUUCCUCCUUCAUUUUUUGACAUUAUGGUUCACUUAAUUGUUCAUCUAGUAAGGGAGAUUAGAUUAUGUGGUCCAAUUUUUUUACGGUGGAUGUAUCCAAUAGAGCGAUACAUGAAGAUCCUAAAAGGGUAUACCAAGAAUCCACACCGUCCAGAAGCAUCGAUUAUUGAGAGGUACAUUGCAGAAGAAGCAAUUGAGUUUUGUUCUAAUUAUUUGUCGGAAGUGAAUGCUGUAGGGGUUCCCAAGUCUCGUCAUGAUGGAAGACGUGAGGGUGUGGGUACACAAGGUUUAAAGAUCAAGAGCUUAAGUAUUGAUGUGGUUGUUCAAGCGCAUUUGUAUAUAUUGAAUAACACGGAUGAAGUUCAACCUUACUUAUCUGCUCACAAAAGCAUCAUAAAGAAAAAGUGGUCAGUUGUUCUACAAGGAAAGGUGCAUGAUAGUGAUGAAAAUCAAGAUGCGAAUCUUGAUAUUUCAAAAACUCCUCCUUUCUCAACAAAUGUGCCUACCUUCAUUGAAGAAGAUGUAGAGGAUGAUGUGCAUGCUAUUCGCAUAGAUCAUGAAGAAGGGAUAUGGGAGAACUAG